Messenger RNA from Vicia faba (fava bean), 483 nucleotides. Lineage: Eukaryota; Viridiplantae; Streptophyta; Magnoliopsida; Fabales; Fabaceae. The record is from the annotation of a GenBank genome assembly.
AUGGUGAGGUACUCCCAAGAGGCCGACAAUGCCACCAAAUCAACCAAGGCCAGAGGCGCCGACCUUAGGAUUCAUUUCAAGAACACUAGGGAAACCGCGUUUGCCAUCAGGAAGUUGCCACUCACCAAAGCCAAAAGAUACUUGGAAGAUGUUUUGGCCCACAAACAGGCCAUUCCAUUCCGACGCUUCUGUCGUGGUGUUGGGAGGACAGCCCAAGCCAAGAACAGGCAUUCCAAUGGGCAAGGACGUUGGCCUGCCAAGUCUGCUAAGUUUAUUCUUGAUUUGCUCAAGAAUGCUGAGAGUAACGCUGAAGUGAAAGGGCUCAUGGAAGAAUCAAUCCCUACAUGUCUUCUCCAUGCCACAUUGAGCUCAUUUUAUCUGAAAAGGAAGAGGCUGUCCAGAAAGAGUUUACAGCAGAAAAGACGGUAUCACAAAAGAACUACUCUAAGUCAGAUUAUUGCUCUGUCCAAUAUAUUAAUCUAA